UGGAUAUUGGGUAUUGGAUGGUGUCCGACGACCUUAACUUUCGGAGUUCACAUUGAAAGUUAGUGGAGACUAUCAACAAUGCCUGUUCUAUCUAAUUCUGAUCGAGAUCGUAUUGGGAAACUAUUUAGUGAAUUGGAUGUAGACAAGGAUGGUCGAAUUAGUGUUACCGAACUUAGUCGUGUUAUAAAAGGAAACAAGGAUGAACCGAAUACUCAAAGCAAAACAGCUAAAAAAAUUAUAACCAAAGGAGAUUCAGAUAAUGAUGAAACAUUAACUUUUCAAGAAUUUCUUUCUUACAUACAAGAUGCUGAAACUCAUUUAAAAUUGGCAUUCAAAGAAAUUGAUCAAAACAAUGAUGAACGUAUAGAUGUUGGUGAAAUUCAGUCGGCUAUGAAAAGACUUGGUGUUAAUGUGAAUGAGGCUGAUGCAAAAAAGUUACUGAAGCGUAUGGAUAAAGAUGGAUCACUGGAUAUUGAUUAUAAGGAAUGGAGGGAUUUUUUAUUAUUUAGUGGAACUUCAAAGAUUGAUGAGAUUUUUCGGUAUUGGAGGCAUACAACAGCUAUAGAUAUUGGUGAAAACAUGUGUGUUCCAGAUGAUUUUACAGAAGAGGAAAAAAAAUCUGGGGAUGCAUGGAAAACAUUAGUCUCUGGAGGUAUUGCUGGUUGCAUCUCUAGGACUGUUACAGCUCCCUUAGAUCGAAUUAAGCUGACAUGGCAGGCACUUGGAAGUAAAGCUUCUGAAGUAGGACUUUUCGGUACAGUCAAUAAAAUGGUUAAAGAAGGUGGUAUCACAUCACUUUGGCGUGGAAAUGGUGUUAACUGUUUGAAAAUUGCUCCAGAGUCAGGAAUUAAGUUUCAAGCCUAUGAAAUGUACAAACAUUGGCUUAAUGAAAGUUUAGGCAGUAGUCCAGAUGGAAGUUUGAAAUUACAUACGAAAUUUUUAUCUGGUGCAUUGGCUGGUGCAACUUCUCAAACUAUUAUUUACCCUAUGGAAGUACUAAAAACACGAAUGUGUUUACGAAAAACUGGACAGUACUCGUCGAUAUUUGAUUGUGCUCGAAAGCUGUAUCAAAGUAACGGCAUUGGUAUAUUUUAUCGAGGUUAUGUGCCUAAUAUACUGGGUAUUUUACCAUAUGCUGGAAUAGAAUUAGCUUUGUUUGAAACAUUCAAACAAACGUACGCAAAGCUUGUUAUAUCAAAAGAUGAAAAAUCUGCCAAUUCACCCCCACCAGUCUAUGUAUCUGUUGGAGCUGGUGCUCUUUCAUCUUUAUGCGGUCAAUUGGGUACUUAUCCUUUGGCGUUGGUGCGUACAAAACUUCAGGCUCAAACAGCUUCAGAUAAGAGUGGAUUAGUCAAAGUUGUGAAGAAUAUUGUAGAACAUGAAGGUGUAUCAGGUUUAUUCAGGGGAUUAGGACCGAAUAUUUUGAAAGUACUUCCUGCUGUUAGUGUGUCAUAUGCAUGUUAUGAUCAAAUCAAAGCAUUUCUUAAUGUUUCAAAGUAAGUCAAUCAAUCAGUCAAUCAAUCAAUCAAUCAAUUAAUCAAUAUAUAACCAGACAAACAAUGAAUUAUGUAUGCUACAAUUUGUAUUUUCUGCUUGUCAGCUAAAGCUAUCUGAUCAACUUUUUUUUCUACACAUAUUUAUAUUCCUGCAUCAAACAAAGUUCACUAACAUAUCAUGAGCUUUUUUAUUAUCACAAUUAAGAUUGUUUGUCAUUCGGAUACAGAGUUCUUUACUUCCUUUCUUAGCCAUGGUAUAUUUUAUGGCUUUUAUUAUGAACAUCCUAUUUACGUUUCCUUUUUUUUUGUUGCGGUUAUCUUGCAUCCAAAGAAUUUAUAGCUUUCUCUCGUUUUGUCUGACACAUUUGACAAAUUUGAUUACUCUAAUCUGUAUAAUGUCGUUGACGUCUUGCCUAAUGAAGGUCUAGAUAUAUAUAUUUUUUGAAAUAAACUCUAAAUAUUUAAGCUUAUAUGUCAGUUGAUUUCGCUUAUGUCUGUUGAGUGUGUACAAUACUUCUCUCUGAUAACUAAUCGUCUAUUAUACCGAUAUCAUCGAACCAUAUAAUCCAUUACAAUCUCAAUUUUCGAUUUCUAAUACACCUUCCAUCCUCGUCUAUCAGCACAUGACCUGUAAACAUUUUCGUCUCUGAUUUUGCUGUGGUUCGUUCAUCGUAGUAUUAUUUAUUCAUAAUAUAUCUACUUAUAUAUUUCUCAUGGUAUACUUGACACUGUAGUCAACUGAGGAGUUGUAUCGAACAUUGAUGAAUUGAUUGAACUCUGCUUUAUUAAUAUUUGCGACGUUGAUUCAUUGGUCGGCGUUCGAACCUUCGACGAUAUAUAUAUAUAUAUAUAUAUCCCCGUGUUUCUAUAAUUAUGAUGAAGUCGUUAAAUUAUUUUUGUUGAUAAUCUGUACACGAAGUCAGUUGGUUGGUUGGUUGGACUAGCGGUGGAAUCCAAGACAAAGCGCACUCGGACCCAGUGCCCAUAGUCUCAGACUCCAAAGUGUUAUCAAUUAGAUUAUUUGGGCCACGAGAGCCACCUCUUAUGCAACGGGUCUUAUUAAUUCUACAGUUCAAUUAAGAUUUUCGCGUCAGUUGACUGGACCUCCAGAUGACGAGUCAGUCCCAAAUAGGACGAAAUGCGCACUCUGGAUUCCACUGCUAGUUACCAUCAACCAGCUGACUUCAAGUUACAUGACCAAAUAUCAUUGGAGCAUCUGUACAAGGAACUGACAUUCCAACCUAAGACGGAGCACUUUGGUCCAAUCAAUCGAGAGGAAAAUCUAAAUUGAAUUAGAUAAUCUCUACUGUUAAUAACUUUUUGAUGUGGUUCAGUUGUCUAAACUGACUAGUUUAUUUGUUAAGCUUUCAUUGUUCAUCUUGACAACUUCUUCAGUGCAUACUUCUAUCAUCCGCCUGAGCUACAAAUCUUCAUUAUUAUUAUGAUAAUUGUUACUAUCAUCCUUCUCCUCAAUGUUGUCGUCUUCAUCGUGAUCACUGAUUGAAUUUGUAUCUCUUUAGUACAUAUUCACACAUAUGCGUAGCUUAUUUGAGUCACUUUUUAUUCCCUUUUCAGUUUUUUAUACUAAAUCUUUCUUUAUUCUUCAAAAAUUUGUUAUUCUGGUGAUAAUAUUAAUAAAAACAAUGUUUGU
Messenger RNA from Trichobilharzia regenti, 3147 nucleotides. The record is from the annotation of a GenBank genome assembly. NCBI's taxonomy places the organism in Eukaryota, Metazoa, Platyhelminthes, Trematoda, Strigeidida, Schistosomatidae.